Chenopodium quinoa (quinoa) is the source of this 1040-nucleotide messenger RNA. RefSeq names its product universal stress protein PHOS34-like. Lineage: Eukaryota; Viridiplantae; Streptophyta; Magnoliopsida; Caryophyllales; Amaranthaceae. Bases 184 to 711 code for a protein of 175 amino acids. The record is from RefSeq and is a predicted model, not a curated record. The transcript is spliced from 5 exons.
GAUGACAUGAAUGACCAUAUCUAUCAACUGACCUUUCCACUCAGAAUAAAGACACAAACUUUCAAAAAAUAUCACAUUCAACUUUUUAUUUCCUUUCAUCAAAAUUUAUCAAAAAAUAAAAAAUAAAAAUAAAGAUUGGAUUUUUAUUUGUUUCGCUGACAAUUUUGUGUAGUUGCGGCAGCCAUGACUGGAACUCUGAAAUGUGUGGUGGUCCCAGUAGAUGGUAGCGAAGAGAGUAUGAACGCCCUGAAAUGGGCCCUUGAAAACGUCACCGUUUUAUCACCGGAAGAUGGCGGAUCUUUCGUUGUUCUUCAUGUUCAAUCUCCACCGUCCAUUGCUGUCGGAAUUAAUCCUGGUUCUAUCCCUUUUGGUGGUCCCAGUAUGGAGGUGCCGGCUUUUGCAGCGGCGGUUGAAGCACAUCAGAAGCGGAUUACUGAAGCUAUUAUUAAUCAUGCUUUGGAAAUUGUUUCCGAGAAAAAUGUGAAUGCCAAAACCCAUGUAGUUAUUGGAGAUCCAAAGGAAAAGAUAUGUGAAGUUGUUGAUGAAAUGCAUGCUGAUUUGCUGGUCAUGGGUAACCGUGCUUUCGGUCCCAUCAAAAGAAUGUUUCUGGGAAGUGUGAGUAAGUAUUGCAGCAACCACGCAUCAUGCCCUGUUGUCAUUGUAAAGAAUAACCAAGUUGAUGAAGCUUUACCAGCAUAUGGUGAGAAAUGACACACUUGCAUGGUCUAACUGGGUUUGUUUUCUUCUUCCCUUUACGAGACGAGUCGGUGGAAUUGCUGGACUAUGUACUUUCUAUGGCUGCUCUUGGACUUUAGUGAUGUUUUCAUUGUGAAGUUUGUCAUUAAAUGCGAUGAUUAAAUUGAUUGUUCGUGCCUGGUCUAAGCUCUUCGUCUCUGGACUAAGGUUCCAUACUAUGUUGUUAUGCAAUGGUGUUUGUAUUGUUGAAAAUGAUGAAGUUUGUAAUAUUGUAACUUUGUAUAGUAUCAUCACCGUUAUCUCGUGAGAAAUAAAAGCGAGGCUCCGUUGCAAUAGUUUCUUCA